Molecule: messenger RNA, 7237 nt
Organism: Patella vulgata (common limpet)
Lineage: Eukaryota; Metazoa; Mollusca; Gastropoda; Patellidae
Product: meiosis regulator and mRNA stability factor 1
Exons: 24
Coding region: 258-5300 (1680 amino acids)
Biological process (GO): post-transcriptional gene silencing
Cellular component (GO): peroxisome; cytoplasm
Molecular function (GO): CCR4-NOT complex binding; RNA nuclease activity; mRNA base-pairing post-transcriptional repressor activity
Source: RefSeq, a predicted model, not a curated record
CCUUUUCCGGAAGCUGCUGGUAGGCUUUCUCUCUUCGCUUUUCUGAUUUUGUCAACAUGGAUUUCGGAUAAAGAAAAUAUCCAUAAAAUGUAGCCCCAUGUAAGAGUGGCGUAAAAGGGGGGCUAGAAAAGGAAUGAAGAAAAGAAAGAAAUUUUAUAUUUUAAUCAACUAUUUUAUAUUUUAACAUCACAUUGCCUGUUUUAAACUUUUAUCUGCUAUCAUCACUUUUAACCCCUUUUAAAAGUUAACGUUUCAUCAUGAGUGAUAAGCUACUACCUAUUGGUGUAUUCUGGGAUAUUGAAAACCUAAAUGUACCUAAAUAUAAAUCUGCGUAUGCAGUUGUACAGAAGAUUCGCGAUGGUUUCUUCUCUGGUUAUCGGGAAGCAGAAUUUAUGUGUGUCUGUGAUAUCAAUAAAGAAAAUAAAGAUGUUAUACAAGAACUUAAUUCAGCACAGGUAAAUGUGGUUCACAUUGAUGCAACUGGGAAAAAUGCUGCCGAUGAUAAAAUCCGUCAAAGUUUACGAAGGUUUUCCGACACCCAUCCACCACAAACACGAAUCAUUCUCAUUUCUGGUGAUUUUAAUUUCAUUUCUGAUUUAUCAGAUUUACGUCAUCGUAAAAAUUAUUAUACGAUUUUAAUUCAUGGUCGUUUUACUAAUGAAGCUUUGAUUAGUUGUGCUAAUGAGAGUCACCUGUACGAUGAUCUUAUUGAAGGCCUACCAUUUCGUACUCCAUCAAAGGGUGCUGAAGGAAAGGUGGAAAUUGAAGUACGCGGAUUUUCGAAAGAAGUGUCUAAAAACCAAAUUCAUACCAAAUUAAAAUUAUUAUCCAAUAAUUGUGGAGGGCGUGUAAUCUCUGUGACACCAGAGUAUGCUGUUCUUAGAUUUCCUAGUAGGGAGAGUUCUGUACGAGCCAAAAAAAGAAUGGAUGGUGAAAAAGUUUUUGGGUUCAAGAUUACUGCCUCAUUUCCAGGGGAAAGUGAAAACUGUACCCAUGUUGCUUCAUUUAGUGAUAAUUUCAAGAAACCUUCUACGCCACGUAAAUUUUCGUCGAAUAAAGAUUUCCUUGAAUUCAGUCGCAAACAAGAUAUCGAAAAUAUCUUAGAUCGUAAUAAUUCAUUCUCAUCCCACGGUGCAUCCAGCGUACCUAUAGAUAUUCCUCAUCCUGGAUAUCGUAGAACACGUCACGAUAGCCAAUCAGAAUCCGAGUACAGCCACGUUCGAAAUGGUCUCCAGGAGACACCGGAGAACGACAGUGGACAAGCGAUAAUUGGAAGCAAGUGCAGUCGUAAUUUGUUAAUGAUCCACCAGCAGUUGUACCAGGAGCAGAAACAGAAGGAACAAAGUGACAUGUAUAACGGUUACCAUAGAGAUAUACGUCCUUGUAGCGCUCCCAUACGUAAUUCGCCUUGUUACGUUAAUCCCAACGUAUCAAGUUCACCACGAUCAUUCUAUCGAACCAGCCCAUCCAAUCACUACGCAGCUUACUCGCCCGGACCCACUAACUACAACAACUAUCAUAACAGUUACAAUGGUCAGAAUUAUCUACAGAGCUCGUCGCCCAAUCGUUUUACAGCUAAUAGUUUUCAACCAAUUGGAAAUGGGUAUAUGAAUGGUGGAAGCAGUUUUAUGAAUGGAAGUGUUUCACCAUGUGAAUAUAGUAAUAUUGAGGGUCCAGUAGAAUUGGUCGUAUCAAAUCUAGAUUAUAAUAUCAGUGCCAAGGAAUGGAGAAAGAUUUUAUUUACAACAUUUCACCCUCAAGUCAAGGUUUUAAGCGUCCAUAUUAAAACUCAACCAGAUAAUACCUGUAUUGGCAUGAUUAAAAUUCCUACUAUUGACGAAGCUCGUUUCGCUAUUUCUCAGUUUCAUCGUAAAAAAAUAGGAUAUAAACGGAUACAAGUUACCUUAAAACACGAAGAUACACAGCUAGCUGCCGUCAAUCUCAGGGCUGAAAUAGUCAGUCUAUUAUCUGAAGCUAAUGGUAACAUGCUGCCAUUGUUUAAAUUCAUAGAACUCUUUGAUAAAAGGUAUCAUAAAUCUAUCAGUGUAUCGGAACUAUACAAACUGAGAGAUAUCAUAGACAUACAGGAACAUGGUGGGGCUGGACGAUAUGUCUACCUGACACGGAAUAACGUCAACACUAGACCCUUUACUCCAGACGGAUCUGAUGCCGAGAUUCAAGAGAUAUUUGAACAUCCAGUCUGUUCACAACAUUGUCCAGAAGGAAGUGUAUUUUAUGCCGAGGCAAUGAAUUGUUCGAUGUUACCUAAUGUUAAGCUACAUAUCAAACCCUUCUCAGCCAAUGUUCACACUCUUCUACUAUCACAUAAUGGUAGCUUACCACUCAUGAGUUUUACUGCUUGUUAUGCUGCUGAGUUCUCUCCCCUUGUAGCAGUUAAAGAGAGUGGUGUCCCUUUAGAACAUCUGAUUAGUUGUAUACCUGGUAUAGAGAUACAGAUCAGUAAAGUGGGUAUGAAGAAAGUUCAGUGGUCCGAAAGAUCAGAAAUUGUAGUAGAUUCUUCCUCGCCAGAUUCUACGCGGAGUAGCCCAGGUUUAUCGCAACAUUUAGUUCAACUGAGUCGUGAAAUAGUUGAUCUGUUGAAACAUAGUUCACAGUGUCGUAUGCCAGUGUCAAAGUUCAUCCCCGCCUAUCAUCACCAUUUCCGACGUCAGUGUCGUGUAGCAGAUUAUGGAUAUAAUAAAUUAAUGGAAUUAUUUGAAGCUCUACCACAAUCCGUACAGGUUCUUGGUAUGGGAGGUAGAAAAAUUAUAACUUUAAGUCACCGAGCUCAGGUUCGUAGAUUCACAGCUGAUCUUCUCCGUGUUUUAAAAUGGCUGACUGGAAAACAGAUGGAUCUGGAAGAUUUCCCAUCAUGCUUCAUGCGUGUAUUUGGUAAACCAUGGGAUGUAACACAGUAUGGUUCUUGUUAUAUAGAAGACUUAAUCGCUGAAGUUCCACCAUCGGCUGCCACCGUAUAUAAAGAAGCUGAUAGAACUUAUAUAUCUAUUCCUAGAAGAGAUCAAGCUCCAGAAGAAAUUGAAAGAACGAAACAGUUUGCUUUAGAAGUUUACGAUUUGUUGAAACAUAAUCAGUGUCGUAUGGUCUUUAACAAAUUUAUUCCGGCUUAUCACCACCAUUUCGCACGUCAGUGUAAAGUAGCAGAAUAUGGUUUUACUAAAUUAUCGGAUCUCUUUGAAGCCAUAUCCCAUGUUGUUGAGAUGGAAGAUGAAGGAGAAGAAAGAAUUCUACGUUUAACUUUACCAGAGAUGCGUAAAGUUUUAUCGGAACAGGUGACGGAGUUACUCAAGACAAGACCUGGACAGUGUAUACCUCUUGUUGAACUUAUCCCAGAAUUCCUUAAUAUGUUCGGUUUCACUCCAAGAUUUGAGGAUUUUCACGUGGAAUGUCUGAAAUCUCUUUUAUCUAAAUUACGACAUAUUAUCAAGGUGGAAGUCUAUAAUGGUGAACAGUAUGUAGUAUUGUUAAGACACACACAGUUACCUCCCUUAGCUCUUCAAGUUCUACAACUUUUGAUGGAUCAGAGUAGUGGUUCUCUCCCCUUUGUAGAAUUAUGUAGUUGGUAUAGGAAUACGUUUAAUGUAGAUUGUGAUAUGAAACAGAUCAGAGAAGAAUUGUUAGAUUAUGUUCAAGUGUCAGGAGAAGAUAAUUCUGCUGUUAUUUCUCUUACUCCAUUGCAAACCCUAGCCAGAGAUAUAAGAUUGUUGUUGAUUGGCCAUGGUAAAAUACCUGUUGACCAAUUAGAAUCAGCCUUUCUAGAUGCGUUUGGUAUCGAGAUUAAACCGGCCUUAUAUGGGUUUCCUAGUCUACAGGCCUUACUUUAUGCGUUACCUCAUAUUGUAACAGUUCGCGGACGUGGACAUAAAAAAAAUCUACAAUUAUCGAAACAACUUAAAGUACCAAGUGCUCUAUCGCAGGCUGCUCAGGUUUUAACUGGAGAUAAAAGACUACAGACUGUUGAUGGGAGAACAGAUUCCGAUACACCAUCAAAUGAUUCCGGUGUUACUGAUACACAUGAAGAAGAGUAUUUAAUGAAUACUGAUGAUAGAGUUGUUUGUUCUCCGUUAGAUUUAUUAUGUAAUGGUAUACCGUCCAAUAUUCCUUCACCAGAAUUACGUCCAGCUAGUCGAGGUCUACCAGAUCUUAUGUCAUUUACAUCUUCAUCACCAGAUCGUGAUUAUUUAGUUAUAACUGAUGAAGAGCGUAAAAUUCUACGUACCCCACUUUGUCAGACACCCACGUCACAGAUACUUCAGUUCGCAGCGCAGUAUCUACCCGAGACGAAACCAGGAAGUCCUAUACCACCUCGCAGUCGAAGCACCAGUCCUGCAAUGUACAAAAUACACAAAUUGGCCAGUCCAGUUCCCAUAUUAGGUCAGCGGUCAAAUAAGAUUGAGAAUGUCUCUAGCAGUCCUGUGAUGCGUCUGCUACAGGGCGCGCUGAGCCCUCGACCUCUGUGUCAGAGGUCAUCUAGUGCCGGUAUUGAAGGUCAAAGUUCACGAAGUCCUACCAUAGAUAUUAGUAAUAUUAGGAGAAUGAGUCUGAGUCCCGCUCAGAUGAAAUUAUGGACAAGCAGCGGCGGUCAAGGACCAAGGUCAGAUUCAGGUGAAAGGUCAAAUACUGGUGACAUCCAACAGGGAUCCAUAGUAACCAUGGAUACCCUGGCUGUCCCAGAAGGCACUAGUGACUGCGAAAAAUCGUCGGAAUUUGGAGAACUGUUGAAAGGAGGGUGGUGGAAAGCUAGUCCAACGCAACUUGAAGAAGUGAAUAAAACAUUUAAAUUGUCAUCGGAAAGUUGGUCGGGACGUUCUACGCCUGCCCUUGGCAACAGCACUUCUGGACGUUCUACACCUGCCCAUGGCAACAGUACUUCUGGACGUUCAACUCCAUCCUUUAAAAACGAAAAGUGGGAAACUAUUAACAAUAAUAGUACUAGUGUCGCUACCAGAAAGAAACCAUUGUCGCCUGCGGUAAAAUCUCUCCUAGCAACUUCACUUCAAAACCCUGCACCACAUGAUAGCGAUGAACUCUCUAAUACUCUGACAUCCAGUAUUAAACAUGAUGCUGAUACAACACUGGAUGAUAGAGACAGCUCGUUCGAUACGACUCUGGAUAGUGAAAUGUCGUAUAAUUUACUGUUUCGUCGUGGUCACCCGUUAGACACCAGCUCUCUACGUUCCGACACGCCUAGAACUUCGCCAAGAAAAUCACGACGUUCGCGGCUAGCUGCUAAAUUUAGUGUACCACUGGAACCCAUUCGGUCGCCUAGCAACCAAAGUUAAGUUUUAAUUAUAUUACCAUAGUAACUAUGGUAGAACAAUGUUUUCAUCAGAAAAUGAUUUGAAAAGAAAAAGAUUUGAAAUUUGAACUUUCUAAACAUUGAUUUCGUUUUAUUUGGAUGAAUUAUCGAAGACUGUCAACCAGCUAUUGUUUAAUUACGGUACCCAUGACUGAUUGCGUCACCGAUUAUGAUGUCACAGACAGUAAUCAUUAUAAAGUUAAUUAAUAACAUAUUUACGAACCUUGUGGGGGGGUUGGAUGGCUGAAUGGUUAGCAUGCGCGCGCUGUAUCAUAAAGUCUGUCAUUGAGUCGACUGGCGUGGUUUCGAAUCCCCGGUUGUACGUGGCAAGGAGUAGGGUCGCCUGUCCAACCUAGUGGGUUUUCUCCGGGUCCUCCGGUUUCCUCCCACUGCUAAAGACCCCUACGCGCAAGCGAAUUAUGUAAAUGAAAUUAAACCAUAUGUUAGUCCCGAAAUGACCUAGUUUGUGUCGAGUGGACGUUAAACCCCAUUUCUCUCUCUCUCUACGAACCUUGUGGAUGACGGACAAGUAUGGUCGACCUCAUACUCAACAAACAUUAUUCUACGAGUAAAUAGAUUGUUCUGGUCAUGUAAUAAAUAUAGAUACAGGUACUUGAUUUGAGAGAGAUAUAUAUAAGUCUGGACUUAAGGCACCUGUCAUGAGCUUUAUCAGACACAAUCCAAACUUGUGGGUUUUCUCUGGGUCCUCUGGUUUCCUCUCACUGCUAAAGACCCCUACGUGCAAGCGAAUUAUAUAAAUAAAAUUUAACCAUAUGUUAGUUCCAAAAUACCUAGUUUGUGUCGAGUGGACGUUAAACACCAUUUCUCCUUCUGUCACGAACAAACUGUCACACAACGUAUGUUGUGGAAUAAUUUGUCAGCCUUCUGUUCUGGUUGAUAUAUAUAUAUAUAUAUGUUAUGUGAUAAUUUGUACUUGACAGUCUGUGACAGAUGCCUUAUGUCCGAGCUUCAUUAUUACAUAUUUUUAAAGCAUUUUUCCGGUGCCGUUCUGUAAAUGCCAUAACCUACCCCUGACGUCAACCGAUCAGAUCAUGUCGUCACGUCAUAAAAGUCCAUCCAUGUUCUCUGUUAAUCUAAAAAUGUUUGAUAUUGUGAAAUUUGAAGUUUGUGUUUUCUGAUAAAACAUUUUUUAUUAGAAUGAAAAAGAUGGCAUUAAUGUUAAAACUUUCCGUCAGAUGAAUAUGCGGCUUUCUGUAAAAGUUUUCACAAACCUUCGGAGAAAUAUGCAUGGUCAUAUUGUUGUUAAGGGGGUGUGGCUGUCUUUGCUCUGAGGAUGGACUCAUUGUAUGACAUGAAAUAAUAGUUUUAGUUUAGUCAAAUAUAAUUCUCUAAUCCACAAAAAGAAGUGAAGUGAUUGUUUAAUUUUGAUUGGUUUUAGCUGACAUGCUUUAUGAAUUUGAUUUAGUCGACUUUUGUGCACAACUUACCCAUUAAAUGCUUGAUCAGAUAAUUGAAAAAUACUCUGCUAGUUCUAAAUAGGUUACUUUCCAUUUUAAUUAUUACAUGUAUGAUAUCAGUAAAGAGUUUGUAUGAUGUAAUCGUGAGGUGUUAAUUACCACUGACAUUCUGAUUAAAACACAGAUCCUAUUUUGUUUUGUUUUUUAUAGUUCAAAACUUCGCUUUACUUGUCUUUACUACACUAGGAUCUGGAAGAGUUGUUAUAUAACCCGCAUUAUGGUUGAUGUGAUGGAUUAGCCAAAGAAACGGUCUGUUACGACUUCUUGGCAUGCGAUGCAUGGAACUGUGGGUAAACCACUAGAAACGACAGUGCUGAUUAAUCGAUGUCUGACGUCAUGGGGUCAAGAGCUGUUUGUAGACCUAUGACACGACCUCCCACUACAACCGGACAGAUCUUAAUGUAGUGUAGGCCAUCGAAAGUCUAAAACAAAAAAAACAAAA